Messenger RNA from Aspergillus vadensis CBS 113365, 632 nucleotides. RefSeq lists its product as uncharacterized. The transcript has a single exon. The record is from RefSeq and is a predicted model, not a curated record. The coding region runs from base 396 to 626 and encodes 76 amino acids. NCBI's taxonomy places the organism in Eukaryota, Fungi, Ascomycota, Eurotiomycetes, Eurotiales, Aspergillaceae.
UGUCCUCACUCACUGGGAUGUGUAAGCGCAACAGUGUGCACCUUCACAGGAAUGGCGGGCCUGUGUCGUACGAUCUUCUCGGAGAUAUCCCCUGACAGGAGUGGUGGGCCUGUUUAGUAUUAUUCUCCUUCGGAGAUAUCCCCUGACAGGAGUGGUGGGCCUGUUUAGUAUUAUUCUCUUCGGAGAUAUCCUCUGAUAGGAGUGGUGGGCCUGUUUAGUAUCAUUCUCCUCCGGAGAUAUCCCCUGACAGGAGUGGUGGGCUUGUUGAGUAUCAAUCUCUCCGGAGAUAUCUUCUUUAUAGCCAUGGGCUCCAUGUCAUAUCACCUGUGCCCUGGACCGUUCCCAGAUGAACAGGUUUGUUUGUUCUUGGGACCCUGUUCUGAGAUACUUCAGCUAUGGGCAGCUAUCUCUACGCAGUGCUGGGGACUAGUACUUGCCAGAGUAUAUUUACUUGUUAUGAUGCAAGGAAGCCAAGAUCUGCUCGCGCCAUGCUGUCGGUUCUUUCCAGCAUUGGUGUAACAUCGUGCAUCACAGGCGGAAUAGAGGCCCGUAUGGAACAGAGGUCUGUAUCUGUCAAUGCCUGCUGCCAGUCAUGUACAAUAGUUAGCUUAGAUUUUGUGGUAUAAUGUAUA